Molecule: messenger RNA, 3339 nt
Organism: Fusarium mangiferae
Lineage: Eukaryota; Fungi; Ascomycota; Sordariomycetes; Hypocreales; Nectriaceae
Exons: 9
Coding region: 1-3339 (1112 amino acids)
Molecular function (GO): ATP-dependent chromatin remodeler activity; ATP binding
Source: RefSeq, a predicted model, not a curated record
AUGGCCACUCCAGUCAAUCAACGCCUUAUUAAGAAGGAAGAAGAGGAUUCUGGUGAUGAAUGCACUUUCCUCUCUUCAAACAAGACUGUAACAACGAAGGACAUCCCGAAUCAGGCCAUCUACAUCGAUGAUGAUGGCGAUGGCGACGAGAGUAUUUCGGGACCGUCUGCUAAGCCCCAGAAAGCUUCAUUCAAGGACAACCUCACUAUCGUCAAGGACGAGAGCGACGAGGAUAAGAAGAGUUUCAUGAUGAAAAGCCUGAAGCCUCACAGCAACAAGAUCAUUACAGUCGAAGACUUCUGUGGAACAAUCAAUGUUAAUCUGGAUUCUUCUGGGAACGACACUGAUGAUGAGGAUGGUCCAGAUUCUGCACAUGGCGAGGACUCGGAUUAUCACGAUACGGACAAUUCAGACAAUUCGUACGACUCAGACGAUUCGGAAACUCCACAGAAGAAACACAAGCCAAUUAAAGGUGUUUGCAAAGCCUCGGAUAUCAGAAAACUCAUUAAAGAAUGCGAGAAUGAAAGAAACGAUUUGCUCGUCAAGCAGCACAUGGGACACAAGUUAAGUCUCAAGGAGUGUCAAAAACUCGAAAAACUCACGAAACAAAUCCCUGAAGCACAGAACACACUUGCAAAAUAUGCAAGACAAUCUCCACCAAAAACUGCUCGAGAAUACUGGCAGCGGCACAUGGAGCGGCAAGUGGAAAAGGAGGAGAGAAAGCGCAAACGUGCUGGCGAUGAGACAACCUCGAACAAACUUCAAAAGACAGCCAUGCAAGUUGGACCUUUUGGUGGAGUUGAACAUCCUGGUUUCUCGAGAGCAGCAGCUUUAUUCACCUCGAGUCGAGCAGACGAAAUCAACGACGAAAGCAACAGUAAACCGGCGAAAAGUAUCAAGGCCACAACCCAUGAAGCUCAGAUAAGGCAGAUCAUGGCUGGCAUUCCAGAGGGUAACGACACCCGACACACGAAGACACAACAGAAGGAUCUAAUCAAAGCUAAGAAAUGCUUCGGGUACAAGAAGAUCAAGGCAAUUGACGGGAAAUGGAAGCUCAAAGGCAUGGAAACCCCCUUGCACAGCCAACAGCUCGUGGGUGCUACCUGGAUGGUCAUGCGAGAAGCCGUGGAAUCUGGUCCGGCGGGAGGUAUCCUGGCUGACGAGAUGGGCCUUGGAAAGACAAUCACGGCUCUAGCGACAAUCAUCGGUCAUCCAGCAGAGCGAGAAGAUAGAGAUGAUGGUUAUGGCAAUGCAACUUUGGUGAUUGCUGACAGCCCUCAUUCUGCCUCAAGGACCUGGAUGGAUCAAAUCAACAACCAUACCUCAGAAAAGUUUGCCGAUAAGUGCCUGAUCUAUUCCAAGGAUCUCAAGAAGCAGGCAAAGUGGUGGAGCACGAAGAAAGUGGUAGUCACCCAUUUAAAUGCACUACGUGCACAGUUUCCCAGCAAGAAGGAAUACCAAAAGCUGAGGGCUCAGUGGGCGGGGGACGAGAGUGGGUUUCAGCAAGCCCUUUCCGAGCAGCUAGGUCAACUGUUCAAGGUCAACUGGUAUCGAAUCGUUCUGGACGAGGCUCAUGGUAUCAAGAAUCACAGCUCAAGUGGUGCUCUUGCAGUCUGGCGACUGAAUGCCAAGUAUCGUUGGGCUUUGACUGGCACACCCCUUGCCAACAAGCUGGAAGAGUUCUACCCCUAUUUGAAGUUCAUUGGUUGCGAUUUUGCAACUACAAUGGGAGAUUACAGAGCUCAGUACAUCAGGGACGACGAGGCAACUGCGAAUUUCGACCAACUGGUGGGCCUAGUCAUGAUGAGACGACAGCAGACUGAGAAGUUCCUGGGACACACCAUGGUUCCCCUGCCAAAAAGCCGUCGUAGUGAUAUUUGGAUCCCCUUUUCGAGCUGGGAAAAGAUCCUCUUAGAGGUUGUGGAUGGUGCAUACCAGGAAAAACUUCUCAACGCCCAAGAUGCAAACCGAGAGGCUGCAGCACACGAACAGCAGCAGGGCCUGCAACAGAGUGAAGAUGUGCCCGACGACGAGAGUGAGGCCGAGCUCGAAGGUGACGGUAACAACGGUUCCAAGGCUCCAACCGCGUAUAGAAUUCAGAUCCAGAGAUGCACGAGGAUCGUGCAACUCACAUCUCACCCUCUCAACCUUGAGAGGUUCUACAGAGAGGAAUACCAUGGAGUAUACAUUGACCAGGCCCUCGAGCGGCUGAAAUCUGAAAUCACCCAGUCGAGCGUCGAGGCGGAUCAGAAGGCAUUGGAAAUGUCUCUCAAGCCAACCUACUCUUUAGGACUACGACAAUUGGAGUUGGCGAUGAAAGACAACUUUGGGGGUAGCAAGGAGAUGAUACAGCUACUCACACUUGUGGCCAACGAGAAUAAGGUCAAGAAUAUCACUUGCGCCUUUUGUCACAAGAAAACACCACCUAAGAACCCCGUUCAGAGCUCGAAUUGCGAACAUAUCUACUGCCAUGAUUGCCUCUGCAUUGCAGUCGACAAUCGAGGAAAAACUGGUAAACCUCUUGCGCCUCGCCAGUGUCGUGUUCCGGGAUGCACUCCAAAACUUGGAAUGGGCCAAGCCGUAAAGACUCCGCAGUGCAUCGACGCAGCCGUAAAAGCUAUAAAAACUUACAAGGAGCCUGGGCGUGACAGCAUCGGCACACGGUGGACUGGUGGCCCAAAAGAGCAGGCUUCGUUCUUUCGUGCUGUUUGCGGUCGUGAGGAUAUCGACUAUGGUCCCAUGAAGAUGCCUCUGAGCUCCAAAGUGAAGGCCACUUUGGCAGUGAUGCUAACUUGGAUGAAAGAGGCCCCCGGCGACAAGAUCAUCAUUUAUAUCCAGUGUACUAGAACUGCAAAGUCUCUUGGCUGUGUUCUUGAAAGUAUGGGGACCAAGUUUCUCUAUUACAACCGGAUGGCAAAUGAAAAGCAGAAGGCCAGAGCUUUAGAUGAGUUCACAAACAAUCCCGAGAUCAAGAUUCUGGUGUCGUCAAUGAAGUGCGGUGGACAGUCCUUGAAUCUUCAGAUGGCCAACCGUGUAAUCAUCGUUGACGAGUGGUGGAACAAACCUGUUGAGGAACAGGCUUACAAAAGGGUCUACAGAACUGGCCAGGAGAAACAGACCCAUCUUAUCCGCAUCUUGGCGAAGGAUACCAUUGAUGAACGCAUCAUCAUGCUGCAAGACGCCAAGGAAGAGAUUCUCAGCACCGCACUGCAGGAUGAGGCGAUGCAGCCAAACUUCUCCAACUAUCUCCAGCUUCAAAUGCUCUUCUCCGCAAAGGACAAACAGACGCUGGUCGCCGAGAUGGAGAUGGAGACUCGUGCCAAACAGGCCAAGCAGUGA